AUGGCGCCAUCAGUAAUGAUCAACGUUGUCGAGCCUCCGCAACAUGAGCUCAAGAAGAUUGAGACCGUGGUUGUGAAGAGCGUUUCGCCUUCUCCUUCGACCGAGGAUGAUCAUGAUUUACCAAAGCUAGAGCGGAUGCCUCAGACCGUUAGGACCAAUGGUCAGGUAAAUGGCUUCCGUACUCCAGAGACAAUCGAUUCGCUUGACUCAGAUGAUCCGGUGGUCAUAGUCGGCAUGGCCUGCCGACUUCCAGGAGGAGUCUCAUCGCCUCACGAUCUCUGGAAUCUGCUUAUUCAGCAGAAAUCGGGUCAAUGCAAAGUCCCCAAGGAGCGCUUUAACAUUGACGGUUAUUACCAUCCGGAAGGCGAUCGAGCAGGGGCCAUGAUUUCCAAAGGCGGAUACUUCCUUAACGAAGAUGUCCGACAGUUCGAGAACACAUUCUUUGGCAUCAACAAUCUCGAGGCAACCUACAUGGAUCCCCAACAGCGAAAGCUACUCGAGGUGGUCUAUGAGUGCUUCGAAAACUCAGGAACCUCGCUGGAAGAUGUUGCUGGAUCCAACGUUGGCGUCUACGUUGGCAAUUUCACCGUCGACUUUCAGACAAUGCAAACCCGGGACCCAGAAUACCUCCACCGAUAUAGCGCCACCGGUUCAGGUACCGCCAUCUUGGCGAACCGUCUGAGCUAUAUUUUCGACCUUCGAGGACCUAGUUUUGCACUUGACACAGCCUGCUCAUCUACCAUCUAUUGCCUGCACAAUGCCGUUGUCGCACUGCAGGGUGGCGAGUGCGAUGCGGCCAUAGUAGCAGGCGCGAAUCUCAUCACCGCUCCAGAGCAGCAUCUCGGAACGAUGAAGGGCGGGGUUAUAUCCCCCACAUCGACGUGCCACACAUUCGACGCCAGUGCUGACGGCUACGGAAGAGCCGAGGGUGUCAACGCUCUUUACGUGAAGAGAUUAUCGACUGCACUCAGGGACGGCGACCCUAUUCGGGCAGUGGUUCGUGGAACUGCGAUCAAUGCCAAUGGAAAGACAUCCGGAAUCACACAGCCCAGUAUCCUUGGUCAAGAAGAGGUCAUCCGGAAAGCAUACAGGAAAGCCGGACUUGACCCGAAGGACACAGCCUACGUCGAAUGCCACGGAACUGGAACCGGGGUAGGCGAUCCUAUGGAAGUCGAAGCUCUAAGCAACUUCUUCCCACGCGAUCGCCCAACACCGCUUCUUCUUGGUGCAAACAAGACGAAUCUCGGUCAUAGUGAAGCAGCAAGUGGGAUAUCAGCAGUCAUCAAAGCUGUACUAGCCCUGGAACACAAAAAGAUCCCAGCAACAAUUGGAGUCGAAAAACUCAACCCAAAGCUGCAUCUGGACGAAUGGAACAUGAAGGUUGUGACACAACUUACAGACUGGCCAACUCCAUUGCACCGGGCUAGUAUCAACUCUUUCGGGUAUGGUGGAGCAAACGCUCACGCCAUCCUUGACUCGGUUAAUAAUUUCUUGCCUGGAUACAACGAAUCAAGAAAUGAGCAACCUAUGGGAGAUCCAACAAGGCUUUAUGUGCUACCAUUUUCCGGUUCAACAACUCAAUCUCUCGAGGCUAGGAUCCUUGACCUUUCCAAGCGCUUCAGUCUUGGCGAGACCUACAACUUUUGUAACCUGUGUCACACUCUGGCCGAUCGACGCUCAAAAUUGAGCAAGAAGGGCUUUCUUAUCACAAGCGCAGCCACAGCCAAGAACGACUUUAGGCUUGACAACUUGGUCACACCUAAAAAGGUUACGCCAAAGCUAGACUUCGGCUUCAUAUUUACCGGUCAAGGCGCACAAUGGCCUCAGAUGGGGAAAGAGCUUCUGGAGAAGUACCCAUUGUUCUCUCAAACAAUCGAUUACCUGGAUAGCGUCCUUCAGGCCCUUCCAGAAGCACCAGUAUGGACCAUCAAGAACGCCUUGCUCGAGCCGGCUGCCACAAGCAAAGUUGGCGACGCGAGCUUUUCCCAACCGCUUUGCACCGCUGUCCAGGUCGGCAUAGUUAAGCUUUUGCAAAGCUGGAACGUGGAGCCCAGCAUAGUUGCCGGUCACUCGUCUGGAGAGAUUGCUGCCGCUUAUUCUGCCGGUCUACUUACUGAAGCUCAUGCCAUCAUCAUUGCGUUCUACCGUGGCUACGUUGUAACGAAAAUUACCUCAAAAGGCUGCAUGCUCGCGGUCGGUAUGGGUGCUGAUGACGCAGAGGCCAAGAUAGACGAGAUGUCCCUUCGAGAUGAGAUAUGUGUGGCUUGCGUGAAUUCGCCGGAAAGCGUCACAAUUAGCGGAAGCGCAAAGGGUAUCGACAUCUUGGCCAGCGAACUUCAAGGUAAGAGCAUUUUUGCAAGAAAGUUGGCCACUGGAGGCAGGGCGUACCAUUCGUUCCUGAUGAAAGAAGUUGGUGAAGAGUAUGAGAGCCUUGUCAGCAAAGCUAUGACAGGAUUGCCGAUGAACACUAGUCAGGAAGAUGGCAAGGAAGCCGUCAGGUUUUUUUCGAGUGUUGGCAAAGGCAGUGAUGCACUUGCCUCAUUCUCUCGUGAGACCAACAACUUCAUACGACCAGCUUAUUGGAGAGCAAAUCUGGAAAAUCCAGUGCAGUUCAGCACAGCCAUCAAGAACAUUGUCGCGACUGGAAAGUACCAUUUGCUUGAGAUUGGUCCUCAUGGGGCUCUUCAGCUUCCCAUCAAGCAAAUUCGAACCUUCCUAGGACUCCCGGAGGACGACCUGCCGUACACCUCUACCUUGGCGCGAGGCAAAGACGCUGAUAUCUGCAUGAAGACUCUCGCAGGAGAAUUGUUCUUGAGCGGGCAUGAGAUUGAUUUCCUAGAAGUCAACAACACUCAAUUCGAUGGUGACAAGCACAACGCUGCUGUAAUCAAUGACUUACCACCCUACCAUUGGAGCUAUACUCAGCUCUUGUGGAACGAACCAAGGUCAAGUAUAGACUUACGCAAUCGAAAGUAUGUUCGACAUGAACUCCUGGGAUCCGAAACUGCAGCAGCAAAUGGCAUUGAGCGCUGUUGGAGAAACAUCUUCAAGCCAUCAGAGGUCCCUUGGAUAGAUGAUCACCGGCUGGAGGUCCAGGUAGUCUUUCCCGCAGCGGGUUAUCUUGCAAUGGCAAUGGAAGCGCUUUCGCAAAUCAAGCUUUGGCAUCCUGAUCAGGAUAUCAGACCAUCAUUCACCUUCCGCAACGUCAACAUUUCGUCGGCGCUGGUGGUCACAGAUGGUGAUCAGGAAACUGAGCUUUUCACCACGAUGUACGAAGAGAAGAUUUCCAAAGCGUCCACAUCCAGCAUCUGGUACGACUUCUCAAUAUCUUCGUUCCAAAGCGGUGCCUCGAUCUCGCACUGCGUUGGAAGCAUCAGUGUGAGCAUUGUACCAUCUGAGAAGACCGGCGCUACGACUGUCGACGCCACCAACUAUGACAAAUGGGCCAUGGGCAGAUGGUAUGAAAAGUUGGCCCAUGAAGGACUAUGCUUUGGCCCUGCUUUUCAGACUCUAACUUCCAUGAAGACUGACAAGGCGAGGGUAAAGCCUGAAGCCCUUUCAACUACCAAAUUGUUCCAGAGAGUUCCAAAAUCGACAAAGUUCCCCGGGACUUAUUAUGGUGUUCACCCACUAGUCGUUGAUGCUUGUCUCCAAGCUGCAAUCAUGGGGGGAACCGCUGGUGAUGUCGGCAAUCUCAAGGCCUUCUUGCCCGUCUUCUUCGGUCACCUGCAAAUUUCCACACCAGAUGCUGACCGAUUGGGGUCGGAAGUCUCUAUUCACUCUCAGUCACAGACCACGGGGUUCAGCACCAAGAAGAUCAAUGUCACACUCAGAGAUGACAAAGAUGAGGUACUCAUUGACAUGUCAAACACCAGACUGUCAUUAUACGUCGGCAAGAUGGAUGAAGAGAUUGAUCCAUCCGAGGCUAAUAGGCAUCCGACCUUGCGAGUGGUCUGGAAGCCAGAUAUUACUCGUCUGGAUGAAAGUUGCAGAACAGAUUUGGAUGCCUACCUGGAGCAGUUCCUAUCUUCCCACCACACCCUUCGCGAAAAUGUGAGUUCGGGUGUGAUGGCUGGCUUGGUGGAUCUUGCCGGGCAUAAAAAUCCACGACUUCGCGUUUUGGAAGUGGGGAGAGACUGCGAUUGCAAGACUAAAGGAUUCCUUGACAUCUUGGACAACAAAUCAGAUUUCCCGCGUUCGCGCGAGUGGCACAUUGGCAGCUUCUCAGAUGGUGAAUUAGUCACUCAUCCAGCCCAUAUUCCUGAAAAGGUUGAGAAGACCAAGCUCGAUGGUGACAAUAUCCCUACCUACGAUAUGGUCGUGAUGCCUAAUAAGUCGACUACGGGCGAACUAUGGCAAAACAUAGCGGAUAAUCUCUCAAAGGUCCUUAGCCCACAGAGUAUCUUGAUCGGCAGAAGUUCUGCUGUCGCAGGCAAGUGUCUGAAAGAGUCUGGAUGCAAGGUCUUCAACCUGGUAGGCGGCGUCAUGCUCGCUAUAACGCCUCAAAAGCCUCGGAAACUGGAGGGGAAACAGAUCAUCCUUGUCGAGCAGUCUUCGUCCCCAUCAGAUCUCUCGAAAGAGAUCAGAGCCCAUUUCGAUGGCAUUGUUGGAGCUGAUAAUGUCAAAUCUUAUUCGCUAAAGGACCUGGAAAAUCUAGAGUUGCCUCCCAAGUCUGUUACCAUCUCACUCCUGGAAUUGGAGAAGCCACUGUUGGCCGUAAUGACGCCAGAGGAGAUGGAUCUGGUGAGGAAGAUAACCGACACGACCACCGACCUCGUCUGGUUGACUGGAGCCUCUUACAUGGAUGGAUCUGCGCCGAGUUUGUCGUUGGCUAGUGGGUUGUCUCGAGCCUUGAUGCUGGAACAGCCAUCUCUUCGGUUCGUUAUCCUGGACAUCGGAGUCUCUGCACACAUGUGCAAGUCAGACCAGACCGGUAUUUGCAGCAACAUCGAUAGAGCACUUUUCGCAGAUGACGUCCCGGAUGACAAGGAGUUCGUAUUGAAGAGUGGUCUUCUACACAUCAGUCGCUUUGUGCCCGAUGCUGGUUUAAACACUCGUUUCAGCCAAAGACGGAACCAGCAACCGAGCGAGAUGACGCUCGAAGCGGCGUCCCCAGCUAAGCUUGAGAUCAAGAAAGUUGGUAUAAUGGACACCAUAUACUUUCAACAAGAGUCAGAGACCGAGAUAGAGCUUCCAGACGACCUGGUUGACAUAGACGUGAAAGCUGUCAGUCUCAAUGCAAAGGACAUCUACGUUCUCUCUGGUAAAGUCGAGACCAGGAAGGGCACGUCUGCCAUUGAGUUCAGUGGCAUCGUAAAAGCUGUCGCGAAGAAUGUCACAGACCUGCAGCCUGGUGACCGAGUUUGUGUGCUGGCACCGAACACAUUCAGAACCACCGAGAGAGUACCAGGAUGGGCUUGUCACAAGAUGCUCCCCGAAGAGAGCUUCGAGAUUAUGCCCACGCUUCCUGUCAUUUACGGCACAGCGCUCUACGCGUUGGAUGAUCGCGCACACUUGAGGGCUGGAGAGACUAUUCUCAUUCACUCUGGCGCUGGCGCCUUUGGCAUGGCCUCGAUAGCCAUUGCGCAAAUGCGAGGCGCCACAGUCUACGCAACUGUAAGCACGGAAGAUAAGAAAGAUUUCCUUGUGAGCGAGUUGGGUAUGCCACGAGAGAACAUUUUCCAGUCCAGAGAUACUUCGUUUAUGGAGAGCGUCUUUGCGGCCACGAAUGGAAAAGGUGUGGACGUUGUGCUCAACUCGUUGACUGGUGAUCUUCUCCAUGCCAGUUGGAGAUGCUGCGCCAACUUCGGAAGGUUCGUUGAAGUUGGAAAACGUGACAUUGUCGAUGCAGGAAAGCUCGAUAUGGAUGUGUUCUUCCGCAAUGUGACCUUUACUGCUUUCGAUCUGACCGAGCUCUUCUACCACGAGGACCAGUUCUACAGGGACAUUUGGAUCAAUAAAUCCAAGGAAGCUCUAGAGCUGUAUCGUUCCGGCGCUGUCAAGCCAGUUCCCAUCAAAACCUUUGACGUCUCAGAGAUCACGCAAGCGUACCGUUUCUUCUCUCAGAAGAACAGAGUAGGCAAAGUUGUCAUUUCAAUGCAGAAUCCUCAGAGUAUUGUUCAGGCCGUUCCCGCACAAUAUACAGCGAAGUUUGACGCCAACAAAUCAUACGUCCUGAUCGGCUGUCUGGGAGGACUCGGACGUAGUCUAAGCAAGUGGAUGUUCCAACGAGGUGCCCGCAAUUUCACAUUCCUUGGGCGCUCCGCUACCGACAAACAAGCGGCCCGUGAAGUAGUCCACAACCUUGAAAAAGCCGGCGCCACUGUCCAGGUCGUUCGUGGUGAUGUGAGCAACAAAGACGAUGUCGUUGCUUGCAUGACUGUCUCUCCGAAGCCAAUUGGUGGCGUAGUUCAAGCCGCUAUGGGUCUGCACGAGGCUCUUUUCUCUACCAUGACCAACGCAGCAUGGCACACGGGUAUCCAACCGAAGUGGCGUGGGACCUGGAACAUCCACGAGGCCCUCGAAGGUAUAGACGACAAGCUAGACUUCUUCCUGCUGACCUCCUCUGUCUCCGGGAGUGUCGGCACUGCCACGGAAAGCAAUUACUGCUCCGCCAACGGAUUCCUGGAUGCCUUCGCUCGAUACCGCCACAGUCUAGGCAAACCAGUCAGCUCCAUCGGCUUUGGCAUGAUUUCCGAAGUCGGCUAUCUCCACGAAAACCCAGAGAUCGAAGCGCUACUCCUUCGCAAAGGCAUCCAGCCUCUCAAUGAAAAGGAGUUCUUGCAGGUGCUUGACCUUUCACUAUCGGGCACGCCAUCGGCAGGAGGCAUGGAGUACGAUAAGCUCGCUCAGUCCCACAUCCUGACCGGCUUGGAGCCCCACGGUAUUCGCAAGAUGAUGGAGCAAGGCUUCGACGUCAACAACGGAACUAUGCAAGACCCUCGCACAAUCCUCCUCUCCGCCUCCCUCGACGCCGGCUCGGCAGAAGAUGGUGGGGCCGUCGCAUCCAUCGACGCUUCCUGGUCCAAAGGCCUCCCAGCACCCGUCAUCAAAGCUCUCGCGGCGGAAGCAGCGGGCGCUGCAUCCCUGAACGAGGCUAUCUUACUGCUUGUGUCCAGGAGGUUUUCAAAUUUGCUGCUCAUGCCGCUGGAUAAGGUGGACAGCAGGAAGCCACUGGCGUCGUAUGGAAUGGACAGCAUGAUUGCGGCGGAGUAUAGGUCGUGGUUCUGGAGCGUUUUCAAGGUGGAUAUUCCGUUCUUGGAUAUCCUGAGUUCGACGAAUCAUCUGCAGACGUUGGCGGGGAUGGUAGAGAAAGAUCUUGUGGAGAACAAGGACGGAUGA
This is a messenger RNA of Letharia lupina, 7341 nucleotides long. RefSeq lists its product as uncharacterized. The record is from RefSeq and is a predicted model, not a curated record. NCBI's taxonomy places the organism in Eukaryota, Fungi, Ascomycota, Lecanoromycetes, Lecanorales, Parmeliaceae. Gene Ontology annotation, biological process: fatty acid biosynthetic process; secondary metabolite biosynthetic process. The coding region runs from base 1 to 7341 and encodes 2446 amino acids. The transcript has 14 exons. Gene Ontology annotation, molecular function: oxidoreductase activity; phosphopantetheine binding; fatty acid synthase activity.